Messenger RNA from Colletotrichum graminicola M1.001, 1332 nucleotides. RefSeq names its product dual specificity phosphatase. The coding region runs from base 1 to 1332 and encodes 443 amino acids. Gene Ontology annotation, molecular function: protein tyrosine/serine/threonine phosphatase activity. The record is from RefSeq and is a predicted model, not a curated record. NCBI's taxonomy places the organism in Eukaryota, Fungi, Ascomycota, Sordariomycetes, Glomerellales, Glomerellaceae. Gene Ontology annotation, cellular component: nucleus. Gene Ontology annotation, biological process: protein dephosphorylation. The transcript is spliced from 2 exons.
AUGGCAAUGAACCGCGUGGACGGGAAAGACGAGUUGUUCGUCGGCGGUAUCUGGGCCCUCCGUCGUCCGUCGGCUCUUAGGGAGCGCAACAUCACGCACAUUCUCUCGGUCGUGCGCUUCGAUCCAGCCGGUCUCAAAAGCGAGACGGACACGUGGGAGAACUAUGGCAAGACCUUCAAGCAUAUGGUCAUCGACAUUGAUGACGUUGAGGACUCCGACAUCCUCGUCCACCUGCCCAAGGCCGUGCGCUUUAUUGACCAGGCCCUGUAUCCGCAGGACUACCAUCACGACGCCGAUGGCGCCGAGGACGAGACGCAGCAGGCGCAGAGCUUCAAGGGCAAGGCCAAGCGUCUGAGGGCGGCCGUGGAAAAGGAUGAGGAGGCUAUCUCAUCCGAGUCGGAAUCCGAGGUCGGAGCGGCUGUAACGGCGACGACGACGACGGAGGAUCCGGACGCCAUCAAGCCCGCCCCGUUGUUCGCUAAGCUGAACCUCGAUGCCGAGAAGCCCGACCCCGACGCCCCCGGCGGAGUCUACGUCCACUGCGCUAUGGGCAAGUCCCGCUCCGUCUCCAUCGUCGUCGCCUACCUGCUCUGGAAACACCCCGAGCGUUUCGGCCGCGCUCCCGCCUCCGCCGCCGCCGCUCAGCAGAGCUCCUCCGAGCCCGACGACGCCGCCACGGACCGUGCUUCGGCCGCCGUCGCCGCCGCCGUCAAGUGGGUCCGCAAUACGCGCGAGAUCGCCGAGCCGAACCCGGGCUUCAUCAAGCAGCUCGAGAUGUGGUGGGCGAUGGGCUGCCCGGACGACGUCGAGUCGCACCCGAUCUACCGGCGCUGGGACUUCCGGCGCGAGAUUGACGAGAGCCUGGCAGCGGGGCAGGCGCCGAGCCGGCUGCGCUUCGAGGACGAGGAGACGAGCGAGGAAAAUACGGCGGCGCAGGCCGUCGGCGGCAAGGAGGCGCGGUGCAAGAAGUGCCGGAAGACGCUGGCGACGUCGCGCUUCGUGCUGCCGCACGAGCAGGACGAGCUGGGCAAGGCGCGAGGUCAGACGUGCGGGCACGUGUUUGUAGAGCCGCUGAGCUGGAUGCGCGAGGAACUGGAGAAGGGCGCGCUGGAGGGGCGGCUGAACUGCCCGAACGGCAACUGCGGCGCCGCCGUCGGGCGGUACAGCUGGAGGGGCUUCCGUUGCAGCUGCGGCGGGUGGGUGACGCCGGGAUUCAGCCUGCAGAAGGGGCGAGUCGACGAGGUCGCCGUGAGGGUGCCGGGGGCCGCCGCGGCCGCGGCUGGGAUGGCGUCGCUGGGAAUCCGGAUGCCUCCCGGGGCGGGGAGGCUGUGA